Molecule: messenger RNA, 1491 nt
Organism: Fusarium poae
Lineage: Eukaryota; Fungi; Ascomycota; Sordariomycetes; Hypocreales; Nectriaceae
Exons: 1
Coding region: 1-1491 (496 amino acids)
Biological process (GO): steroid metabolic process
Cellular component (GO): membrane; cytoplasm
Molecular function (GO): FAD binding; Delta24(24-1) sterol reductase activity
Source: RefSeq, a predicted model, not a curated record
AUGGAUACGCACAAAGAAGCUAUCUUGUGCAUUGCCGAGAGAGUCCGCAGUUUCCACAUUCGUGACGAACCUUUCCGGUUGUACCACGGGUCGACCAACAGCACGCGGCACUCGGAUCGAAAUGUUGACAAUGUUGUCGAUACUAGCGGGCUCAAAAACAUCCUCGAGGUGGACAAGGGCAAGAAAACAGUUCUUGUCGAGUCAAAUGUUACGAUGGAAGCCCUUGUAGACGCGACACUACCGCACGGGCUCGUCCCGCUGGUCGUGAUGGAGUUUCCAGCCAUCACCGUUGGAGGCGGCUUUUCGGGAACAUCGGGUGAGAGCAGCUCUUUUCGAUAUGGAGCUUUCGAUGCUACCAUCAACUGGAUCGAGAUCAUCCUCGCAGACGGAACUGUAAGCAACGCUUCGAAAUACGAUAGGCAGGAUCUGUUCUGGGGGGCUGCUUCAGGCUUCGGGACUCUGGGAGUUGUCACGCUAUUGGAGGUGCAACUCAAGGACGCAAAGACGUUCGUCGAGCUCACCUACAAGGUCGUGUGGGGCUUCCCCGAGGCGGUCGAAACCAUCAAGAAAGAGUGCGAGAAAGACGAGAACGACUACAUCGACGGCAUCGUCUACUCGAAAGACACAGCAGUGAUGUGCAUCGGACGUCUUGUGGAUAGGGUACCGGCAGCGGCGAUACCAAGACAGCUCAGCCGAAGGAAGGAUGAAUGGUUCUACCUCCAUGUCGAAAAGGUGCAGGACGACCUGCGAAAGGGCUCGGUAGUUUGCGUUAUCGAUUAUAUCCCCCUACGGGACUACCUCUUCCGAUACGACAGAGGCGGUUUCUGGGUAGCCAAGUACGCGUUUCAGUACUUCAUCACACCAUUCAAUCGCGUCACAAGAUACAUCCUGGAUCCUCUCCUCCGAGCCCGGGUCAUGUACUCGGCAGGCCACAAGAGCAAGCUCUUCGACUACUACAUGGUACAAGACGUCGGCGUUCCUUACAGCCACGCACUGGAGUUCCACAACUGGUUAGACAACAGGUUCGGCAUAUACCCUAUCUGGAUAUGCCCGCUGCGCGUGCAACGCGAUGAACCUAACUCGAACCACGGGCUUCACGCCGACUUCGGGAAACCCGGCGCCGUCGACUACCUCAACUUUGGUAUCUGGGGUCCGCUGCGAGGAAACAGGCGCGAUGCUAUCGAGCACAACCGCGCUCUGGAGAGAAAGGUGGGGGUGUGCGGGGGAAAGAAGUGGCUUUACGCCCAAGCCUACUACACAAAAGACGAGUUCUGGUCGCUGUACGAUAAGAAGUCUUAUGAUGAGCUGAGGAAGAAGUAUGGGGCCUCGGGCCUGCCAAGUGUGUAUGAAAAGGUCAAGGUGGAUAUCGAAGGUGAUGAGGGGGUCAUGAGGUCAACCGCGAAGACAAGGUGGCCCUUGAGGGGCUUGCACGGCGUGUGUAAAGCAGUUUUCAGGGGGGAUUACCUGUUGCAAAAAAAGACCAACAAGUGA